UCAUUUCCAAUCAUCGCCACCACAUUUCUAGGGCGUUUUAGAGCGAAAGACCUGCCACCAAUUCCUGUAAAUCCAUCCACGAUCCAAUUUUUUCAUAAACUGCUGCUCAACACUCGAUCUAUCUGCAUUCCCCUUCUUCUAUCCAAAUCAUGUUCACGAUUUGCUCCAUCUCCAUGACCGUUUGAGAUGUUCCAACCUUCAUUCGCAAUGGAAAAUGGUCAUAAUAUGUCAACCGUCGAUAAUUUACAAAUGAUCCCAUUUGACGAUAAUGACCCUGAAGUGAUAGCUCGCCGUAUAAAGAAUAGAGAAAGACAACGCAGGUAUAGGGCUAGGAAGCGCCAAGAAGCGGAUUCAAAAAGAGCAAGCAUGAUCAAUCACCAAGUCAAUAAUACUCCAGUGAACAUCUUAACCGAUGUCUACAGUCAACAAGUUGAGCAGACCCAAGUCAAUGAGACGCCUGCGAACAUUGUAACUCCUGUGUGCAAACAAGUUGACCAAACCCAAAGCAGUGAUACUCCUGUGAACAUUGUGACCCGUGUUUACAGUCAAAGAAACUGGAAAAAAGACGCAAGGACGGCACAUUUGCUUAAACAACAGAAGCUACAACAACAAAACGUUGCGAGUUCUACAUGUGCAACUGCAAGUACAGAUCUUGGACUUUCUGGAAUUCAAUCAAAUGUAAUUGUGGACACUAGAGAACACUCGAGUACCCCAAGUGGCAGGAACUGGAAAGCUGAAGCAAGAAACAAAAGAUAUUGAUUUUUUUUUUUUUUUUUUUUUUUUUGCUUUAUUAGUCGAAUUCGGAAAGAAAACUGUUGAUUUCAACUACGGAGGUGGGUUUGUUUUUUGUUGUCACAAAUAUCAGAUGAAAAUUGGGUUUUGGUUAACUUUUUGAUG
This is a messenger RNA of Helianthus annuus (common sunflower), 897 nucleotides long. RefSeq lists its product as uncharacterized. The coding region runs from base 187 to 759 and encodes 190 amino acids. The record is from RefSeq and is a predicted model, not a curated record. The transcript is spliced from 2 exons. Lineage: Eukaryota; Viridiplantae; Streptophyta; Magnoliopsida; Asterales; Asteraceae.